CAUGUACCCUCUGUGCGUGUUCUUGCGGAGGCUUAUAUGUAUGGAAACUUCUCGACGCCGCCCAACGGUAAGAUAUCUCUCCAGUUCUACGAGCAGUUGCGUGACCUAGCGCCAUCCAGCGAUGUUUACUACAUGUUGGGCUUCAUAUACGCAACGGGCCUCUUUGGCGAGGUUGAGGUGGACCAGGCACGCGCGACGAUGUACUACAAUGUGGCGAGUGACCUCGGGUGUGUGCGCUCCACGAUGGCGCUCGCGUACCGCUACAAGACAGGUAUUGCGGUGGAGAAGAACUGCGGCUUGGCAAUGCAUUACUACGGGAUCGUCGCGAACCGGUCCGCGGAGUACAUUGCAAAGUCUGCAAUCGGUGGACCGAAUCUUGACUACUUUGCACUCCGUGUUGCGGAUCUCCAGGGCGGCAUUUUCGGCCAGGGCGCGACCGAGACGAUUACCUCUAUCAGCCGGAGUCUCGUGGAAACAGGUUAUGAUAAGGACCUCUUCAACCGUAUCCAGGUCGACAUCGAUGAGACCGAGUACACCGCGGCGUACCAUGCGGGUAUGAGCUUAUACGACAGUACGUACUUUACUGCACGCGAUUACGUGGGCGCGUACGCGAAGUUCGACCAGUGCGCACGCGACGGACGGGCGUACAUCAACCGUGUGCGUACACCGGACCAAGUGGAGAAGUUGUUCAUCGGCCGCUGCGCCUACAUGGUGGGCCACAUGCGCCUCCGCGGUGAAGGAACUACCCAAGACUACAACGAGGCAAAGGACUGGCUCAACUUUGCGGUGGCGACCAUCGGGUCGCCCAAGGCGGCAAUUGACCUUGCGUUAAUACACGAGUACGGCCUUGGUGAUACACCAAAGAAUGCCAAGACCGCCGAACUUUUCUACACCAAUGCGCUCAAAGCAAAGGAGUACAGUGCGGGUGUCCACUUGGCGAAAUUCUUUCUCCGGCGGGACGACACCAAGAAUGGCGCGGAUCUUUUGCACCGCGCGGCGUUGGCAUCCAACUCCGAGGCGUGGUACCACUUGGGCAAGUUGUACGAGCGGGGUAUCAAGGUGCAGAAUAACUGCGAAGAUACUACGUACAUUUUCAAGGUGUUUUCUGAGAGCAUCGAGCCGGUGGUGGCGCGCUUGGACUGGGCGUUCCGUGAGUUAACGUGCGGUCGUUUUUUUAAUGCAUUACUUGGAUAUGCGAUGGCUGCGGAGCAAGGUUAUGAGACGGCCCAGGCAAGUGUCGCAUAUCUCUUGUACCAACCGCCGUCUGUGAUGACAGCCAACUUCGGGGCUAACUCGUCUGUAAGUGCAGAGAUGGUCAAGCUCGCGGCGUUGUACUAUGCCCGCUCAUCUGAGCAGGGAAACGUGGAUUCCACGAUUGUUGCGGGCAACAUCUACUUCUCGGGCCUUGCGAGCGAGGACGGCGCGCCUGACUAUGACGGUGCGGCCGUGCGCUACCAAAUUGCGUCCAAGAAGCGCAGCUCGCAGGCCACAUGGAACUUAGGCUACAUGUACGAGCGCGGCCUCGGAGUCCCCCAGGACUUCCACUUGGCGAAGCGGUAUUAUGACUUGGCGUUGGUGAUGAAUCCCAGCGCCUACGUUCCUGUGAAGGCAGCCGUGCUCAAGUUGCACGCGCGGAGCUGGUACAACAAA
Babjeviella inositovora NRRL Y-12698 is the source of this 1650-nucleotide messenger RNA. RefSeq names its product ubiquitin ligase complex subunit. The transcript has a single exon. The annotation marks the transcript as partial. NCBI's taxonomy places the organism in Eukaryota, Fungi, Ascomycota, Pichiomycetes, Serinales. The record is from RefSeq and is a predicted model, not a curated record. Gene Ontology annotation, molecular function: protein binding.